UAUUAAUACACAUAACACAACUUUUCACAAUUACCUAGAGAAGAUUGCGCUAGCCAUACAUUAUGAUUGGAUAUACAAUGUUCUUAUUGGGCAUUGCUGUAAUAUUGCAAUUAUUAUUUCAUACAGCUGAAGCAGGAUCACGUGAACGUGGAAAAUUAUAUUCAGCCAACCAUGAAUGUGAUUACGACCCCAAGGGAAAGCAAAGGUUCAGUCUUUACAAUUUCCAUAUGGACUGUAAAUAUCCAGCCAAUUACAGAACCAAGCAGCUGAGGCAAUAUGUAAAAGGACUUGAAAGAAGCAAGCAUGUCCGUGUUUAUUAUCCACUUAAGGUGAUAGGAGAAAACCGAAUCAUCAUAAUAGCAGGGGCCACAUGUCCAAUGUACUUUGAAAUUGCCAAGAGCAUGUUAGAUGUUGCCUUCGAAUGUACAGUUGAUCCUAUCAUGGACUAUUACGACUUUGCUUGGUUGACCCUAAACGUCACAGAAGUACCAGAAGAGCCAUUCCCGGUAGCUGACCUCAAGGGCGAACCUCUUGUAGCUAUUUGGCGCACCAUUGUCUACCCAGAAGAUACUGAUUUUGAAUCAUUUAAAAAUGUUUGGCGAGAACAUACAAAAAAAUCUAUUCUCGGGAAAAAGAAAGGGCAGAACAAAGAAGUGUUCCAUUUUGUUGGCCAAGAGAAGGAAAUGAUAAUGCGUGUUUUCGAUCCAGAAACAGUUGAUUUUAAUAUCUUCAACAGAGCGUUUCUCGUUAAUGAGGUGACAGCUGGUAUCAGCCAUUUUGUGAGGUACCUGGUACAUUUGGAUUUAUUGCCAUGAGUUAUCAUAGUGGUGGGACAUGCUUCAUUAAAACCACAUUUAGGAAAGUAAAAUGUCAAUGUUGAAUGAAGAAUAAACUUAUAAUGUAUAAGUUAA
Messenger RNA from Owenia fusiformis, 911 nucleotides. NCBI's taxonomy places the organism in Eukaryota, Metazoa, Annelida, Polychaeta, Sabellida, Oweniidae. The record is from the annotation of a GenBank genome assembly.